UUGGAUUCUUCUGCCCCCUCGACGAAAAGGUGUGGCCUUUCUACCGAUUCCGAGAUUGAUCGCCCUGGAACGGAGGGAGAAAUGGUCGAUUUCAAUAGGAGAUCGAAGAUGAAACCGGCGUCCCUUUAGACCCUGCCUCCAAUUCUGUUCUCGCACGUAAUGGAAGCAAUCGAUUGGAUCAUAAGAAGAAGAGCAACUGGAUCCAACUUCGGCGAGCAAGUAGAGGGCGAAGCGACGAAACUGCGGCGGCUGAGGCUCCCCUUCUGGUCCUACCCCACGAACCGCCCUCCCGGUUCCUGAGUUCCCGAAGGAGGGCUUGAAUCUUGAGUUGCUACUUCUUCUUCGUCGUCGUCGUCGGUUUCUUUCUCUCCCUCUCUUUGUUUGCCACCUGAUGGGUUCUGUUCCUGUUGGGGAUUCGGGGUUCUGUAGACGGUUUCCUAAUGGUCUAGGGUUUGAUUUUGGGUCGGACGGGUCGUCGUCUUCGAUGGUGUUGGAUCAGGAAAGAAGGGCGCCUUCGAGGCUGGGAGGCAAGAGGGUGGGUGCAGGGAUUCUGGAUGCGAAGACGGCGAUGGCGAUGAAGAGCCACAGCGAGGCUGAGAGGCGGCGGAGGGAGAGGAUCAAUGGCCACCUCGCCGUGCUGAGGAGCAUGGUCCCCUGCGAUGACAAGAUGGACAAAGCUGCCUUACUCGCACAAGUGAUCAGCCAUGUAAAGAAACUCAAGAGGAAUGCUGCAGAAAUCAACAAAAGUUACACUGUUCCAUCGGAUACUGAUGAAGUGAGAGUUGAAGUUGAAGGAGAUAUGACGAUCGCUGGCAGAUUAAUGGUCAGAGCAUCUCUAUGUUGUGACGACCGGCCAGAGAUCCUUGCAGAUCUAAGACAAGCACUGAGUGGUCUGCAUCUGAAAACUGUUAGAGCUGAAAUUUCAACUUUGGGUGGCCGAAUGAAAAAUGUACUCACGAUGACAUCCGAAGGAACCUUUAGCAACGUCGACAAGCAUCUUUUUGUGGCUUCUGUUCACCAGGCCCUGAAUUCCAUACUUGAUAGAGUCAAAUCACGAGAAGACUUUCUGCCAAGGGCCUCAUUCAGCAACAAAAGGCAAAGGAUCUCACCAUUCUGAGUCCUCAAGCUCCUCUUCAUGAAUUCUAUACCAUGGAGUUGAAGCACAUAAUCGCUCUGCUUGCACUCAUCAGGAUGCUACUUUUUCGUUUGUAUCCACUGUGAAAAACAAACUUCAGAUUGCUUAUCGGGCAAGCGUCAUUGAAUUUUA
Messenger RNA from Musa acuminata subsp. malaccensis (wild Malaysian banana), 1267 nucleotides. Its product is annotated as transcription factor bHLH30. The record is from RefSeq and is a predicted model, not a curated record. Gene Ontology annotation, molecular function: protein dimerization activity; DNA-binding transcription factor activity. Gene Ontology annotation, biological process: regulation of DNA-templated transcription. NCBI's taxonomy places the organism in Eukaryota, Viridiplantae, Streptophyta, Magnoliopsida, Zingiberales, Musaceae.